Folsomia candida is the source of this 2512-nucleotide messenger RNA. Its product is annotated as probable glucan endo-1,3-beta-glucosidase ARB_02077. The transcript is spliced from 20 exons. The record is from RefSeq and is a predicted model, not a curated record. NCBI's taxonomy places the organism in Eukaryota, Metazoa, Arthropoda, Collembola, Entomobryomorpha, Isotomidae. Gene Ontology annotation, molecular function: polygalacturonase activity. Bases 80 to 2419 code for a protein of 779 amino acids.
AAGCCGGGUAUAAAUAGGUGGUGUGGCUGGAGUACGAAUUUAUGUUGGUUAAUCCCGUUGGAGAAGGACAGAUUUAAUCAUGAGAACCCUUAUAGCUGUAGCAUUCCUGUUGGCAGGAGUGGCGAUUGUUGCCCAUUGCGCAAACGUGGCGAAAAAUCACACUCGUCAACAAAAUGAGAUGUGGAUCACUGCCGUCGAGCAUGGCAGGUCAUCGUUUCAUGCCAACCCUGCGGGUUACCAAGUCUACAGGAAUGUCAUGGAUUUCGGUUGCGUCGGAGAUGGCGUGGUUGAUGACACGGCAUGUAUUAACACGGCAAUCAGUAGUGGAGGCAGGUGUGGCCAGGGGUGUGGUUCUUCCACGAUUCUGCCCGCUCUGAUCUAUUUUCCAUCAGGGACGUACUUGGUAUCUUCACCAAUUAUUAUGUACUACUUUUCCCAGCUCGUUGGAAAUGCAAAUAAUCCACCCACACUUGUCGCCGCUCCAAAUUUUGGUGGAAUGGCUGUGAUUGAUUCUAACCCUUACGGUGAUGGUGGGAAUAAUUGGUACACAAAUCAGAACAAUUUCUUCCGACAAGUUCGAAACUUUGUUAUUGACUUGACAAGAACUCCCUCAGCGAGUGCAACCACAGGAAUUCAUUGGCAAGUUGCACAGGCCACCUCGCUCUUUAAUAUCCGAUUUGUCAUGAGUAGAACCCUGGGAACGCAGCAUCAAGGAAUCUGGAUGGAGAAUGGUAGUGGAGGAUUCAUGUCUGAUCUCAGAUUUGAAGGUGGAAAGUACGGCAUGUGGGUUGGAAAUCAGCAAUUUCUAAGCAGAGCGUUGGAGUUUGAUGGGUGCGAUACGGCGGUGUACAUGAAUUGGAAUUGGCAAUGGACCUUCAAAGACUUAACAAUUUCCAACUGUCGAAUCGGUAUUGACAUGUCUGCCCUAGGAGAUCAAGUCACUUCCGGAGUUGGUUCAAUUCUCCUCAUGGACUCGACGAUUAGCAAUACUCCAAGCGGUGUGCUUCUAAGAGCUUUCCCCGCACCCCAUGUGGGAGAUACGUCAGGAACACUGCUUUUGGACAAUGUGCGCGUGGACGCUGUACCAAACGUGGUUGUUGAUACCUCAGGGCAAGCGCUAUUGACCUCAUCUGGUCAACAGACAAUUCCAUCAUGGGGAAGGGGUUCCUUCUACCAAGACGAUUCUGGUGUCAACACAUUUGCUGCAGAUUAUCUCCCUAAUAUUGUCAAGGAUCCUUCUCUGCUUGAUGCUCAAGGAAAAUUCUUUGCGAAAUCCAGACCACAAUAUGAAACUUUACCCGCCGAUGAGUUUGCUUCUGUAAAGGCCGGAGGAGCUCAAGGUGAUGGCAACACUGAUGACUCUGACGCCAUCCAAGCUGUUAUCAAUGCCAAUGUCAACGGGAAAGUUGUGUACUUCCCAGCUGGAUCUUACGUUAUCGGAAAGACCGUCAACAUUCCACCUGGCACGAGAAUUAUUGGAGAAACUUGGUCAGUAUUGAUGGCUGGUGGGGCCGCCUUCCAGGAUGCCAAUAAUCCUCAACCCAUGUUCAAAGUUGGAGAACCUGGUCAAACAGGGUCUGUGGAAAUUACCGAUCUUUUCUUUGCAUCGAAGGGUGCUCAACCGGGUGCCAUUCUUGUACAAUGGAACAUUGCUCAAUCUUCUCAAGGUAGUGCAGCAAUGUGGGAUUCGCAUUUCAGGGUGGGAGGUUUUCAAGGUUCCGAACUUCAAGUUGCACAAUGUCCCAGAGGUCAGGGAGCUGUCCCCCAGUGUAACGGGGUCCACACGCUACUUCAAGUCGCUGCAACUGGAUCUGGCUUAUUUGAAAAUGUUUGGGCCUGGACGGCAGAUCAUGACUUGGACAAUCAGCUUGCACAGGGACAAAUUUCUAUUUACACUGGAAGGGGUGUGUUAAUCGAAUCCACUACCGGACCUGUUUGGUUGUAUGGAACACAAUCGGAACAUAACGUGUUUCACCAGUACCAACUCAACAAUGCCAGAAACGUGUUCAUGACUAUGAUUCAGUCCGAGACGCCAUACUGGCAGCCUGGUCCACCUGCACCAUCACCUUACACUCCAAACCCAACAUUUGACGACCCUUCGUAUGCACAUUGCGCUCCAGGUGACGUUCGAUGCCCCAUGAGCUAUGCAAUUAGGGCCCGUAAUUGUCAAAAUGUCUAUGUCUAUGGCGCUGGGAUGUACAACUUCUUCAACAACUACGACCAAACCUGUCUCAAUACAGAAGAUUGUCAGAGUUCCAUGGUCGACUUGGACAACAACAGUGGCUUCCAUAUGUACAAUAUUAACACGAAAGCUGCAGUGAACAUGGUGACUGAAAAUAAUGGACGCGCAUUAGCAAGGGGGGCUGACAAUAUUAAUGGUUUCUGCCAGACUGUUAAUGCCUUCUUAACCCAAGCCUAAAUGCUGUACAACCAAUUAAAUUUGAGCAAUAAUUUGUAAAUACGAUGGAGAAAUUUUGAUCCUGUACUAUUUGAAUAAAAGCUAUACCACGGA